AUGGUCUUCUGGAUCAUUGAUAAGGAGGAACCAAUCCCUUCACCUGACGAGUUUUUGUCGACAUAUGAGAAUAUCAACACAUACCUCUUCGAUAUGGAGGGUAUUCGUGGGCAAAGGACCCUCAGGGUUUACGUUCUUAAACCAGGAAAGAAAUUGCCACAAGAAUAUUGGGAUGCUUAUGAUCAAUUCCUAAUCCGGAAGGGUACGGAAGGUAAUGAAGGUGUGAGAUUUGAAAGGAUGUUACUAGACAUUCUUUUAUUUUCAUUCUUAGAUGAACGUAAUUUUCUGAUACUCUCAAGGAACAAAGACUUUGGACACGGCACCAAGUUCUUUAGUGUACGUGACACUUUAGGAGAGAAGGGUAUCCAUGUUGCUGUAGCACAUCCUGAUUAUUUCAAUAAUAUCACCUUGGUGUCUCCUUGA
Capsella rubella is the source of this 423-nucleotide messenger RNA. RefSeq lists its product as uncharacterized. The coding region runs from base 1 to 423 and encodes 140 amino acids. The transcript is spliced from 2 exons. Lineage: Eukaryota; Viridiplantae; Streptophyta; Magnoliopsida; Brassicales; Brassicaceae. The record is from RefSeq and is a predicted model, not a curated record.